Rotaria sp. Silwood1 is the source of this 2787-nucleotide messenger RNA. The record is from the annotation of a GenBank genome assembly. Lineage: Eukaryota; Metazoa; Rotifera; Eurotatoria; Philodinida; Philodinidae.
AUGACUCUAUCUAAGAUUCGACCUGUUCAAAACCAAGAUUUAUCAACGACAUCAUGCAUGUCGCCAGAUUUAAACUACGAAGAUGUGACUCUGAUUUGGUUGGAUGAGAAUAUCAAUGAAAAUUUUGAUUGUCUGGAUACAAAAUGUCGUUUAAGUACAAUUGUUAACUAUUUUAAAGUAUUCGACAAUGUUCAAGAAACGGUUGAUUAUGUUCAAUCUGCAUUACAUGAACACUUAUUUCUUAUUGUUUCUGGAUCAUUAGGUGAAACUGUUCUUUCAUGUAUUCACAACGAAUUUCAAUUGAAAUUUAUUUUUGUCUUUUGUAUGAACAAAGAGAAACAUUCAGAAUGGACAUAUAAAUAUGAAAAAAUAUGCGGUAUUUUUAUCGACAAAUAUGAACUUUUUCAUAAUUUGACUGCUAAAGUUCGAAUUUAUGAAAAAAGCUUAUUGACCAUUAGUAUAUUCAAUAGAUCAUAUACAACAGGUGAAGAACAUUCAAUUCGUGAUUACACAAUUGAAGAAAAUGUUAAUUUAAUGUGGCUUGAAGCAUUUAUUAACAUUCUACUUGAUGUUCCACUUGAUAAAAAUGUGGCUAAACAAGAUAUGAUUGCUGAAUGUCGUUUAUACUAUACAAAUAACCCAGCAGAAUUGAAAAAAAUUGAUGAAUUUGAAAAUAAUUAUUGUCCUGAGACUGUCAUUAAUUGGUACACUCGUGAUUCAUUUGUGUAUCGGUUAGUCAAUAAAGCACUGAGGACGCUGAAUAUUGAUAUUAUUUUCAAAUUUCGAUUUUUAAUUAUUGAUCUAUACCAACAAUUAAAACAAUGUCAUAUUGAUUAUAUGAAAUCUUUAUCGACAAUCGAUCCGAAUAAAGUAAUACAUACAGUUUAUCGCUGUCAACAUAUUGGAACUCAUGAACUGGAAAAGUUGAAAGCCAGUAUCGGUAAUAUGAUUUGUCCCAAUUCAUUUUUUUCGACAACAGAAGAUUGUUUAAUGGCACAAUCAUUUGUUGCCGGUUCUUCUAGUUCGGAAUAUGUUUUAUUUCAAAUCGAUAUUCCUGAUUCUUAUUAUCAAAAUGCUGUUGAUACAUCAAACUAUAUAUGUCCAUUUUUGAAAAUAGAAAAUUUAAGUCAAUUUCAAAGUGAAAGUGAAGUUAUAUUUUCACUUGGAGCAUUAUUUCGAAUCGAAUCUGUUGAAAAAUAUAAUAUGUGGUUUGUUUGUUUAAAAUUUGAAGACGGAAAUGAUGAAUUAAUUAAAGAUUUUUAUCAAACAGAUAAAUUAGAAAAUCAAACAUAUGACUGGCAGAGUAGAUGUAGCGUUGAAGACCGAAUUUUGUUAUUAACAGAAAAAUUUCCUCUAUCAUCAAGAAAUAUUAUAAAUAUUUAUAUAAAAUAUGCCGUUUUUGCUGAUGUGGACGGAUUAACAACUGCAAAGACUUUAACUACAUAUAGAAAAGGAUUUGAACUAUUAAUGAAAUGUUUGCCUGAUUAUCACUAUGCACUUACUAUUGCUAUGCAACUGAGUAUUGGUCUUUUAUAUUGUAAUAGAGGGGAACGUUUUUUAGCUAUCCAAUUUGGAGAAGAAGCUCUUCAUGUAGCCGAAACUUAUUUACAAAUUGAUCAUGAAUGUUCUCUUAUUUGCUACAACUAUCUUGCCGUUAUUCAUCAACUAGAAGAUCAGUACACAGAAUCAUUAUCAAUUUAUGAAAAAAUGUUAUCGAUUGCAAAGGAACAUGAUAAUAGUUCAGCUCUACUUGCUAUUUAUUUUGAUAUAAAACGUAUUACAUGUGACUUUGGUGAUUAUGAAUAUGAAAUGGUAUCUUUAAAAAAGAUGGUAGAAUUAGAAAGAAAAUUAGGUUGUGAGAAUUUAGAAAAUAAUUACUAUGAUUUUGGAUCAUAUUAUGAGAGGCAAGAAAAUUUCACGAUCGCAUUAUAUUAUUAUAAAGAACAUUUUCAAUGUCUAUUAAAGAAGCAUGCAUGUUUAAUUGAUUUAUUAAGAAGUUAUUCUCGAAUAGGAAAAAUGUACGAAAAAUACAAUCAUUAUAUAGCAGCUUUACAAAUCUACAUUCGAAUUCUUCUAGCAGAAUCUAUAACAUUAAUGUCGCACGGUUGUUCACCACUUCGAAAGUAUGAAAAAAUGAUUAAAUUAAUUCAGCGUUUAAUUAAAUGUAAAUCUUUGAAAAAAGUAAAAUAUUACUUUCGAUUAUUAAUGACGCAAUCAUUCUCAUCAAUUAUUUUCAUCAAUUUCGUUAAAAAAAUUGAGUUUCUUUUCUAUUUUAAAUUCGAUCAUAUUAAUUCAUUAAAAGCAUCUCUAAAUAUAAUACUUACACAAGCUUUAACAGAAUACAAUAAUCAAAGAAUUUAUGAAAAAACCUUAAAAGACUUACAACGACAAUUUCAACAAGUUAUGGAAGUGAGAUCGUUGUGUUUCGGCAAGACCUAUCAUAAUGCACAAAUAUUAAGAAAAUUACAAUUAACAUUAAAUGAUUAUCAACGACUUCUUCGUUUAACUCAACGAGCUUAUUUUUCAUUCUCCUAUUUUGAUCGUGAUAAACCUCGGCGAAACUAUUCAUCUAUUGACCGAUCUUCAACUGAUAUUGGACGAGUAAUCGAUGCAUUUAUUUGCUCUUCUCAUACAACUCAAUGCCAAGAUAGAACACGUCAGAAGCCUCAUCAUCACCAUCGAUCGAAGUGGACUUAUCAAUAUCGAUUUUGUGGAUGUUUCAAGGAUAAUUCACGUGUACUAUGCAGUCGCUUCACUAGACGAUGGGCAAAAUUUUGUAGAAUUUGA